Messenger RNA from Ostrea edulis (European flat oyster), 6451 nucleotides. Its product is annotated as protein Son-like. The coding region runs from base 2426 to 5593 and encodes 1055 amino acids. The transcript has 14 exons. The record is from RefSeq and is a predicted model, not a curated record. Gene Ontology annotation, biological process: regulation of mRNA splicing, via spliceosome; regulation of cell cycle. Gene Ontology annotation, molecular function: RNA binding. Lineage: Eukaryota; Metazoa; Mollusca; Bivalvia; Ostreida; Ostreidae.
UUGUGACAGCCGAUUCGACUUCCGUAGUUUUCGGAUCGAAUCGGAAUCCACAGUUUUUGAGUUUUUGAGGUUUAAGUUUAUUUUUCCAAAGAAUACCUUUCUAAAUGAGACGAUGUUAUUGAGAAUUUUUCAUCAAUUUCUGGAUGAGCUUGUCUAGCAAAAGUUGUGGGUUUUUUUUAGUAUGUAAAUUUUUUUGUUUUGUACCGAAUUUUCUCAAAAGUGCAUGGUGUCGGCAGUUUAAGUUUUAUAGAUAAAUGUCUACAAAGUGAGCAUCGUGAAUCUUUAUCAUAUGGUUGAAGUUUAUGUUGUAUUGAACUGCCGACUCUUGUUAACACAUGUAGAUCUGUAUUUUUUGUAUUCAAGUAAACAGUAAGCAUGUGAUAAUGCAUGCGUGAUAAGAUACAGCCGGUCGUAUAACAGUGUAUAAUAUAGGGUAGUGAUGCUAGCCUAUACCUGUAUUUUUUAGACGCGCAUACCAAUUAUCAUAAUUAGGCUUAUAACAUUUUUGAAAAUUCUCGAUUUUGAAUUGUUUAAUAUAUGUACAUGGGCCUAUAUUGUUCCAUUUAGGUUUCUGGUAAGAGUUCGAAGUUUUAUUAAUAGUCUAUGUUAAAGGGAAAGACAACCCUAACCACAUACAGACACGUGCAAAAAGUAUUCGGUCACAAUGGCGGCGUGUUUACGCUGACGACGAACGCAUCAAUAUUUUGCUGGCUGAAAUUUUUAUGAAAACAUACACCAAGAAUAAAAAGUGAACUACUUACAAUUCAAUACUUCGUUAGGUGUCCUUUUAAUCUUAUAGCAUGCAGAAUGCGUCUCGGGAUAGAUCCAUACAAGCUCUGAAUGUAGGCAGGUGUGAUGGUCGUCCAUAUGCGCCGAAUUUCCUCGAUCAAAUCAGAUCUCGAUUUUAUAAAACCUGUGCGGGACUGAAGUUUUCUUUUAAUGUAAAGCCACACAUUUUCAAUGAUAUUAAAUUCUGGUGACUGGGCAGGCCAGCUUAAACAGUUGAUGUGAUUUCGGGCCACAUAUUCCUGGGUUGAUCUGGCUCGAUGGACAGGCGCAUUGUCGUCCUGGAAAAAGUAUCCAUUUUGUGGAAAAUGUCUUGUCAAAACUGGCCACAGGUUGUCCUCUAAAAUGUCCUGAUACUUAGCAGCGUUGAUAUUGCCUUCCACUGGCGUCAUAGUUCCAACAAAUGCACCCCCAUAUCAUCACUUCGUACUUAACGCGUGGCGUGUGCUGUUGAACGAGAUCGGGUCGCCAUCCUUCAUCUCUUUUCCUCCAAAUCCGAACUCUUUCAUCAUGUCCUAUCAUGAUUUUGCUUUCAUCUGAGAAAAUCACACGUUUCCAGUUGUCAACAGCCCACUGUCUCUUCCCCCGACACCAAGCAAGUCGUUUCUUCCGAUUCACUUCUUUAAUGACAAGUUUCUUCUUGGCAACACUCCUCCGAAAAUUAUUUUUGUGCAAGUUAUGUUGUACUGUCCUUUUACUCACUGGAUAUUGCUUCUCUUCAUUAAAUUUUGCCGUAAUAUCGGAUAGCGAACAUCUGCGAUUGGUUUUCACAAUCCUUUCCAACUGCCGAUAGUCCCGAGGUUUGAUUUUCGGUGGCCGGCCACUUCUGGGUUUGUUUUCAACUGAUCCCGAUUCAGAAAAUUUCUUACAAACAUCAAUAACGCUCGAUUUGGGUAACUUCAACAUCUCACUAAUCUUUCUCCGGCUGUAUCCACCCUGCAAUAACUCCACAAUGACCUUUUUAACUUCUAAUCCCAUCUCUUUUCCUCUCCGACCCAUCUUUGAAUAAUUCGUAAUUUUUCCCCUUUUGUUUGUAAACAGCAGACGAUAACUAGGUACCACAUGACGUAUCAUGUGACCAAUUUCUAAUUUUACAAAAACAUUCUACUUCCUGACAAUCCAAAAAUAGCAGGGCAAGGUCAUUUACUUCUUGCUUUCGCUUUUAAACGUAAACACGCCGCCAUUGUGACCGAAUACUUUUUGCACGUGUCUGUAGUUGCUUUUAUGAAUAAAGUAUCACUUACUGAUAUCGUAAUUGACAGUCUUUAACUACAAAAAUUCUUGCUUAACAUAAGUUGACAAUUAAAUCAAUAUUAAUCUAUCAUGUAUUUUAAAUUACCUGCCGCUAAGAGAGUGGCCAUUGAAGUUUAAUUUAUGAUGUCACACCAUCUAUUCCGGUUUAUUUCAUCAGCAGCACUGUAAACAUGACAAGUCACGAACAGUUAAGUUUGGAGCCGUAUAGAUUUGAGCCCAUUCUUUCGCAAGAAGAAAUUGAGAAAAGAAGACGUUUAGUCGAGUCGCAGACCAGGCAGAUGGUUGAAUUGCAAUGGUGGUUGAGUGGAGUGAUAAACUACAGAGCUACUUUGAGUAGAGUGUUUCAGAAAUAUGAUGUAAGACAGGAAAGAGAUACAAAACAUUCAUGAUGUCAAGUUUGACUGAUGAUCUUAAUAUCCACACGGAUUCUAGUGGGUCUAGGUUGGUCUCUAAGGAUGUGGAAAGGAAACACCACAAACACAAAAAGGAGAAAAAGAAAGACAAGAAAAAAGAUAAGAAAAAACAUAAACACAAGCACAAGGAUAAAGACCGAGAAAAAUCGAAAGCUAAUAGUGUCAGAGGUAAGGAGAGUUCUCCUAGAGAAGAAUCUGUGGACUUACAGACUGUACUUGAUAAGAAAACAGAACUCAAAGAUUUGAAAGACACCACAAAAGAAGUGUUAUCAGAUUCUGAAGUGAAAGUUAGCAAGGAGGCAUCAGAAGGUUCAAUGAAUAUCAGUAAUAACAUUCAAACUUUUAACAAAGAGGAGAGAUCAGUAGAUACUCUAGAUCAGGUAGCUAAAAGCCCUAAUCUCAAGUUAGAUAUCCCAAUGCCAGAAUCUUUAGAUGAUAUUCCAAUACCUGCAUUACCAGCAAAAUCAAAAGUUGACAGUGAUGAUUUUAGAAAUUCAGUAAAUGUGGAAAAGGUGAUAUUAGGAAAGAAAUGUAUAGUGACAAACACAACAGUUGAGAUUGAAAAUGUUCCUCUACCACCCCCUCAGCCACUGGACAGCAUUCCAAUCCCUGAUCAGAUAAACUCACAGAAGAAGAAAAUUUCUGUAGGAAAAUCUACUUACGUCAAACCUGCUACUGAGGCAGUGAAAAUUGCUGCACUCCCUAUUCCUCCCCCAGUGCCUCCACCCCCAGAGAAGUCAUCAAUCAGCAUCCCCUCACCCACAAAUUUUCAGGCCACAAUCCGGGAAUCAAUGUUAAGAGAGGUUGGGAAAGCAGAAACCGGUUUGCCCCAGAAUAUUGUGGAUGAUUUCUUUAAGGAUUUUCUGGCCACUAAAAUGAAACAGAUUGAAUCUGAGUACAAGUUAAUGACAAAACAACUGGCCCUGGAAGGUCAGAAGAAAGGGGGCGAUGGAGUUGCAAGCUCUGUUGAAGAAAUGAAUAAACUCUUGGAUGAAGAGCUUUCAUCCAUAGCUACAGCUACACAACAGAAUGACCAGAAAAGGUCAUCCAAGUGGGACUCCAAAGAAUCUGCCUCCACAAAGUGGGACUCCAAAGAGAAAUCGGCCUCCAGCAGUGGUAGCAAAUUGGAGGUAGCAGAAGCACAAAAAAUUGAUGACUCCAGUAAUAAGCCCAGAGUGGAAGUUCAGAUCGGAACAAAGAAAGGAGGAAAGCUACAGAUGGAGUUUAAAAUCACCAAGACAAGUGCAGAUAUGAUUUCCUCUGGGGAAAAGAUUGAAACAAAGAGCUUGGAGGAAGGAGAGGUGUCCUCAUCAAAUAAUGGAUCUGGGUCAGAGGACACUGAUGAAAAUGCUGAUGUAUCUGAAACUGGGUCACUGUCCGACUCUGACAAAGAUUCUAAAUCUUCUAAGAAGAAAAAGAAAAAAAAGGAUAAGAAGAAGAAGAAGAAACACAAAAACAAAGACACCUCAGAGAGUGAUUCCAGAAGCAAACGUAAAAAUUACCACAAAUCUAGCUCAAGGUCACCAAAAAGAAGGAGGUUGUCCAGGUCUAGAGAGAGAUCGAGGUCAAGGUCACGAUCUAAAGAUAGAUCCUCCUCAACUAAGUAUAUCUAUGAUGCAUACAAAUACAGAGAUAAAGUACGUGACAAAUAUGAAAGAGAUCAAGACAGGGAAUAUGAUCGAGAUCGUGGGCGAGAGAGAACACGUCAUAGUGACAGAGGUCAUCGUGAUGACAGAGGCCAUCGCCACAAAAAGUCCAGAUCAAGAUCCAAGUCGAGAUCUAGGUCAAGGUCAAAAUCCAGGGAGAGACCUUUCCGUGUGACUGCAGAUCUCCGAUGCAAGAUAGACAAAGCUAAGCUUAGGGAAAUUGCAAUAAAAAAUGCAGUUGCCAUGGCAAAGUCAGGACAAGUGCCAAAUAUUGAUCUGGCUGCACUUAAAUCUGGUGGAAAAUCCAUAGAUGAGCUCACAGAUUUCUGUAAGAGAAUCUCAUCUAAGGCCAAGAACAAAGUGGAAAGCUCAUCAUCAUCCGAUGAUGAUGCAGAGGAGAAAAGAGACGACGACGAUGAAUUUAUACAUCAUCCAUUCAAAGUCAAGGACACCAACAACAUCGUGUUGAAUAUCAGGGAUUCUAAGCCACUACCAUUAAGAACACCAGCAGAAAAACUACAAGAGACAGCCACUCUACGUCUUCAGUUCCCGGUAUCCAGUGGCAGUACCCACCGCCUAAAAGAGUCAGAGUGGGUCCCCGUGGAGAAAACAACUGCCACUGCCACCACUACGACUCCCACUGUACCGACCACUACCACCGCCACUAAGACAACAAACGCAGCCGAUUCUGUUCUGAUGCCACCACCCCCAGUUCCUUCCAUUGCUCCGCUUCCUGUAGAUGUUCCGCCAAAUCCUAUCCGCCCAGAGGACAGAGUGUUUCCAGAGGUUCCUUCUGGGAGCAUGGAUAUUGGAUCCAUCAUAUCAGAGAGACUGACUGCUUUCAAGAAACUGAAGGAAAAUCCUAAUGACAUAGACGCUAUCACAAUACUGGGAAAAGUUCAGGAAAAAGCUAGUCUUUGGGCUCAGUCCAAAAAUCUUCCAGGAAAAUUUCUGGGUAGUACAGGUGCUCAUAUUAUGUCCCAAGAAGAGUUGAUAGGACCAGAUAAAAAGAGACAAGCCUGGGCCAAAAGGGAUCAGUUUGUACGAGCAGCUCCACUGCAGAGCGGGAUAGGCAUGGCUCUCCUGCAGAAGAUGGGCUGGAAGCAAGGAACAGGGCUGGGCAAAAACAAUGAGGGAUCCAUAGAGCCACUGGCCCUAGACUUCAAGACAGACAGACGCGGACUAACAUCCACUGGAGAACAAGCCCCAAAGCCUUUCAAAGGUGCUGCCCCAGUAGUCAAAGAUUUAUCAGGUAAGCACCCAGUAUCGGCCCUGGUGGAGCUCUGUAACAGAAGGAAAUGGGGGGCCCCUGCUUUUGAACUGAUUCAUGAGAGCGGACCAGAUCACAAGAAAAAUUUCCUCUUUAAGGUGAUUGUAAACAGGACAGAGUACCAACCAACCAUUGCAAUGAACAACAAGAAAUCUGCUAAAGCUGCAGCUGCCACAUGUUGCCUCCAGGAUCUGGGACUGGUUCCCAGGGACCCACCUAAGUGAUGUGAAAAAUGAGAGAUGUGCUGAAUAACUAAGUUCCCAGGGGCGCACCAAGUGUGUGAUUAAUGAGAGAUGUGCUGAAUAACUAAGUUCCCAGGGACCCACCUAAGUGAUGUGAAGAAUGAGAGAUGUGCUGAAUAACUAAGUUCCCAGGGGCGCACCAAGUGUGUGAUUAAUGAGAGAAGUGCUGAUGAACUAUGUUCAUAGACACUCACCUAAGUGAUGUGAAGAAUGUGAGAUGUGUUGAAUAACAAUGUUUCCAGGGGCGCACCAAGUGUGUGAUUAAUGAGAGAAGUGCUGAUGAACUAUGUUCAUAGGCACUCGUGUAAGUGAUGUGUUUGAUGAGAUGUGCUGAUGAACGAGAAAAUAUAAUCAUAUAUGUAAAGCAGAAUACAGUGGGUGCAGAAACCUAUGUGGCACUGUACUUGAUGAACUUGUUUGGAAACGGACUUGCAUGCAUGUUGAUAGUAUUUUAUGGAGUUAUUUGGUUGUUUGUCUUUGAUUUGCGAGACAUCUCUUAAACACAUGUAUUGAAAACUAUGUUUUCGGAUAUCUUUUGUAACAGAAGUUUUUAAUAUGAUUUUUUAAAAACAUGCGAGGAAAAUCAUGGGAUUCUAAAUGUCUAUUUUCUGAAGCAAUCCGGAUUCUGAAAUCAUCAGCUUUUAUCAUAUUAAUCAUGAUUUAGAAAAUCUGAGAGAAGAAAAGCUUGUGGUAUUGUGAGGACAAGUGAUGCAGGUAUAGGAAUAUCAGUAUGGUUUUGUUCAAUCACUAAAUGUUUUUAUGUUGAUAUUGUGCUUGUUUUGUGUGUUUAAUUAAGAAUAACAAUUCACAAAGAAAAGUAUAAAUUGAAACUGCUGUACA